Annulohypoxylon truncatum is the source of this 959-nucleotide messenger RNA. RefSeq names its product Sec1-binding region of Mso1-domain-containing protein. The transcript has 3 exons. The record is from RefSeq and is a predicted model, not a curated record. NCBI's taxonomy places the organism in Eukaryota, Fungi, Ascomycota, Sordariomycetes, Xylariales, Hypoxylaceae. Bases 110 to 877 code for a protein of 255 amino acids.
CGAAAACAAGGCUCUCCUCGCAUAAUCGUACCCGUCCCAGACACACGUAACCUUAAACUUCGCAGUCGCCCCCUCUCCCGGGACCGCUCGAACCGGGCACAGAGCAGCCAUGUCGGCGUGGUACAGCAACAUCGUCGGCGCGACGAGCUCGAAGAUCUCGAACCUGCAGCGCACGUUCCUCAACAGCGAAGCGGACGGCGACACCGAGGACGACACCCACGUGUGCCGCGUCCUGCGCUCGUACUAUAUCGAGAAGGGGCAGCCGCUGCCCGGCUGGCUGCCGCCGGACCCGAAGGCCCCUCCGCCCGUCGCCGCCGUGUACUCGCAGCCGCAGGCCAUGGGCUCGCGCUACGGCGGCCUGACCCAGCAGCCCCAGGGCGGCGGCCUCAGCUCCCUCUGGGACAGCAAUCCCGUGUCGCAGCCGCAGGACGCGCAGAGCCUGCGGAGGGGCCGGGGUGCGCCGCCAGCCGCGAGGAUGGGCGCGGAUCCGAGGGGCAGCGGUAGUAGUAGUAGCAGCAACUUGCUCCGCAAUGACGACGUGCCCGCGCGCCCGCUGCCGAGUCAAAGGGCGGGCAGCUACCAGAACACCGGCGGAGGCGCGUAUGCUAGGGACACGGGGACGGCGCCCCCGGCUAUGGGGGGCUCGGCGCAGGACCGGCUGAAGCAGAGGCUGUUCGGGGGUUCGCGGACGGCGAGUCCCGCGGGGAGCGGCCCGUUUAACCCGCCACCGCAACAGGGCGGUGGUGGAGGUGGAGGUGGCUACGAGGAUAGGUUCGCGCCUGGGGGCAUGUACGAUGGAGGGUCGGGAGGCAGGUCUGCGGGGAGACGGGCGGGCAUCUCCGGCGGCGGCUUGCCGAGCGGGCCGAGAAUGAGAUGAUAGAGCGAGCGAUUCGAUGCGAUACUACUCUGUACUACAAACAAACGGCUGCGCCCCCCUUUUCCCGGUCCGCUCGAUUUCG